AUGUUGUUGCACGCCACGAACGCAGUUGAGUCACGCCAUAAGUCAGUCUCAAAUCUUCAUUCUAUUCAAAUAAGCCUAAUUUCCCUCACAGUGAAGCUCAACAUCGCCAACCCACAGACUGGUCUUCAAAAGACCAUCAACAUCGACGAUGAGCGUCGUUUCCGUGUCUUCUUGGAGAAGAGAAUGUCACAAGAAGUUCCAGCUGACUCAAUCGGUGAUGAGUGGAAGGGCUACAUUUUCAGAAUCACCGGUGGUAACGACAAGCAAGGUUUCCCAAUGAAGCAAGGUGUUUUGCUCCCACACAGAGUUAAGCUCUUGCUCAAGGCUGGUCACUCUUGCUACAGACCUCGUAGAACCGGUGAGCGUCGUAGGAAGUCUGUUCGUGGUUGUAUUGUCAACACGGACAUUGCUGUCCUCUCGGUUGCAAUCGUCAAGCAAGGUGAACAGGAAAUCCCUGGUCUCACUGACGCUACCCUUCCAAAGCGUCUUGGUCCAAAGAGAGCCACCAAGAUCCGCAAGUUCUUCAACCUCUCAAAGGAGGACGACGUCCGCAAGUUCGUUAUCCGUCGUGAGGUUCAACCAAAGAAGGAGGGUGCUAAGCCAUACACUAAAGCACCAAAGAUCCAACGUUUGGUCACCCCACAACGUCUUCAACGUCGUCGUCAUCUCCGUUCAGUUGCUCGUCGUAACACUGAAUCUCAAAAGGAGGUUGUUGCUGAGUACCAACAAAUCCUUGCCAAGCGUCAAGCUGAAAAGAAGGAGAAGCUCGCUGAGAUCAGACAGCAAAAGGCUGCCAAGAAGUAA
Messenger RNA from Wallemia ichthyophaga EXF-994, 804 nucleotides. Its product is annotated as 40S ribosomal protein S6-B. Gene Ontology annotation, biological process: translation. Lineage: Eukaryota; Fungi; Basidiomycota; Wallemiomycetes; Wallemiales; Wallemiaceae. The transcript has 3 exons. Gene Ontology annotation, molecular function: structural constituent of ribosome. The coding region runs from base 1 to 804 and encodes 267 amino acids. The record is from RefSeq and is a predicted model, not a curated record. Gene Ontology annotation, cellular component: ribosome.